Molecule: messenger RNA, 1782 nt
Organism: Ustilaginoidea virens
Lineage: Eukaryota; Fungi; Ascomycota; Sordariomycetes; Hypocreales; Clavicipitaceae
Exons: 2
Coding region: 1-1782 (593 amino acids)
Biological process (GO): transmembrane transport
Cellular component (GO): membrane
Molecular function (GO): transmembrane transporter activity
Source: RefSeq, a predicted model, not a curated record
AUGGUUGUUGGCCCACUGCCCUCAUUCUCCGACAAUCGCACCAUGGUCGCCUCCACCACGUCACCCGCUGCCCACGCCGCAGAUGGCGAAGCAUCCUCGGUAUUCAGCGACUACGACGCCGAUGAUGGGUUCGAAGCCGAUGCCGCAAAGCGCCGGCGCGUAAUUCGUCAGAAACAAGCUGUCCGCAUCACUGCUCUCAUAUUCGCCACGUUGGCCUCGCUAUGCGCUGGCUCGAUUGUUGUCUUUUCGCUUUACGCUCCACGCUUCCAGUCACGUCUGCGAUACACACAGUUCCAGGUCAAUGGCGUCGCCAUCGCUGGCUCUCUGGCCCUCUAUCUUCCCAUAUCCGUGAUGGGCUAUUUCUGCGACCGUGUGGGUGUUUCGCCGCUGGCACUGCUCUCUGCCGUCCUUUUUGGAACCGGCUAUGGCACUGCAGCAUUCAUCUACCGAAAACUCGACAUCGGAUACAACGCCCUCCAAGGACCACACGGCGUGGCCAACCAGUGGUCUUACCCGGCCAUGAUAUUUGCGUUUGUGUGCAUCGGUUCUGGUACUUGCGCAAUGUACAUCGCUGCCGUCUCAACCUGUGCCAAGAAUUUCGGAAAGGGCAGGUAUCGAGGGCUGGCGCUCGCCAUGCCCAUUACUGGCUUCGGCUUGAGCGGCAUGUGGCUCAGCCAGUUUGGCAGUCGUUUUCUGUACGAGACGAAACCUGACGGAUCCAAAGGCGAGGUUGACGUCUUUCGAUUCUUCGUUUUCCUGGCCGUCUUGUUGGCAACCAUGGGCGUCAUCGGCUCAUUUCUGCUGCGGGUCGUUGAUGAGCAAGACCUUAUCGAAGAAGCCAUCGAAGAGCUUGAGACGAGUGGUCUACUGGACGGAAGCUCACUGCUCGGUCGAUCGCCGAGAGGUUAUGGUACCACCCCAACGACGGGAGGAGCCGAAAACUCGGCAAACAGCGCAACCCUCGACCCUUCAGACGAUGACGAUGCCCAAUGGAAGAAGACCUGGGUCCUCAACGCCGAGACACGGCAAUUCCUUACCGACCAUACCAUGUGGCCAUUUGCCGUGGCCUUCCUGCUCAUGAUUGGUCCCGCAGAGGCCUUUGUCAACAACCUCGGCACGGUUAUUGGCACCUUGACGCCUCCAUCGACCGACGGGUUUGGCGAGGCAACCACGGCGGCAACCCAUGUCUCCAUCUUUGGCGUUACCAGCACAAUUGCGCGCCUACUAAUCGGCACUCUGACCGAUCUUCUGGCCCCUGCGCCUGAGACCCAACACAUCCAGCUCUCCUCGCACCGCAGCGCCCAACACUCGCAACGCUUCACCAUCUCGCGUGUUGCCUUCCUCGUCUUUUUUGCGCUUCUCAUGUCGUUCGGCUUCAUUUUUCUCGCUUCUGGUCUAGUUCAGAAUCACGCCGAUCGUUUUUGGGUUGUCUCUGGCCUCGUGGGUGCCGGAUACGGUGCCAUUUUCAGCCUGACGCCCUUGAUCGUCACCAUAAUCUGGGGGGUGGAGAACUUUGCCACCAACUUUGGCAUCAUCGCCAUGUUACCCGCCAUUGGGUCCACGUUUUGGGGCUUGAUAUACUCUGGCAUCUAUCAGGCAGGUGCCAAGGGGUCUGCCGUCGCUGUAAAUGGGAGCGAGGAUGAUGACUUGUUUUGCUACGGUAAGCAGUGUUAUAGCGGUACGUUUUGGGCGGAGGGCAUCUGUGUGUGGGUAGCGUGUUUGCUGGUAUUGUACGCCUGGAGGGGCAGCGGGGGUUGGAAACAGAGGGGAAUUGUCAUUUGA